Molecule: messenger RNA, 1667 nt
Organism: Salvia splendens (bonfire salvia)
Lineage: Eukaryota; Viridiplantae; Streptophyta; Magnoliopsida; Lamiales; Lamiaceae
Product: pyridoxal 5'-phosphate synthase-like subunit PDX1.2
Exons: 2
Coding region: 175-1104 (309 amino acids)
Biological process (GO): pyridoxal 5'-phosphate biosynthetic process; pyridoxine biosynthetic process; amino acid metabolic process
Molecular function (GO): amine-lyase activity
Source: RefSeq, a predicted model, not a curated record
CAUUCAACACCCAAAAAAUUCCUCCAUUUUUCGCCAAGAAGGAAUCUUCUCGAAACCACCAAAUCCCCACCGCCCUUGAAUGCAUUAUAGCAUCAUUCAAUUCAAUCAAUCACCUCUCCAAUUUCGAUCAUCUCUCAGCUGAAGAAGCAGCUUCACCGAUUUCAAUUACAUCCAAUGGCCGACGACCACGCCGUCACGCUCUACAGCGGCGCCGCCAUCGCCGACACCAAGAAGAACCCCUUCUCGCUCAAGGUGGGGAUGGCGCAGAUGCUCCGCGGCGGUGCCGUAGUGGAGGCCACCUCCGUGGAUCAUGCAAAGACGGCGGAGUCCGCCGGCGCCUGCUGCGUCAUCGUCUCCGAUCCUCCUCCGCCUUCGACGCGCCGCGGGAUCUCUCGCAUGGCGGAUCCCUCGCUGAUCAAGGAGAUCAAGCAGGCGCUGUCGAUUCCUGUAAUGGCGAAGGCGCGCGUCGGCCAUUUCGUGGAGGCGCAGAUUCUGGAGCAGAUUGGGGUCGAUUACAUCGACGAGAGCGAGGAAUUGGGGAUCGCCGACGAGAAUCACUUCAUCAACAAGCACAAUUUCGGAGUGGCGUUUGUGUGCGGGUGCCGCGAUUUGGGGGAGGCGCUGCGGCGGGUGAGAGAGGGCUCCGCCAUGAUCCGGACGCAGGGGGAAAUCAAGGGUUUGGGGAAUGUGGCGGAGACGGUGGGGAGUGUGAGGAAUAUCAUGGGGGAAAUUAGGGUUUUGAAUAACAUGGAUGAAGACGAGGUGUUCGCCUUUGCAAAGCGAAUCGGGGCGCCUUACGAUAUUGUGGUGCAGGCAAAGCAAAUGGGCCGGCUGCCGGUGGUGCAAUUUGCUGCUGGGGGGAUUGCAACGCCGGCUGAUGCUGCAUUGGUGAUGCAGUUGGGGUGUGAUGGGGUGUUUUUGGGGCAGGAGGUUUUUGAUUGUGACGAUCCGUAUAAGAGGAUUCGAGCCAUUGUGCAGGCAGUUAGGAAUUACAAUGAUCCGAUGGAGCUGGCGCAGGCGAGCAGCGGUUUGGAUCACGCGAUGGCUGGGUUGAACCUCGAUGAUAACAGGUUCCAGAUGUUUGGAUCUGGAGAUGCUUACUGAUUAUCUUUUCGUGAUGAGUGUUCUAGCCAGUAGGCAAAGCUUCGGAUACUUCAGGUGAAAAGGGCGUCAGAACGAUUACAUACUGACCAGGAUGCAUGCAAAAAAAUAUGGCUCAAGAUGGAGAAGAAGGAUAGCUGGGGCUGGUCAACCGCAAUUAAGGGCAGAGAAGUCAUUUCACAAUGAGGUUUUACCCUAAAAUCAAGGGCAAGCCUCCCUAUAAAAGGAAGCCACUUGGAGAGAUAAAAAGAAUCAUCAUCAUCCACUCUUAGGUAGAAAUCUCUCGGGAGUUCAGUUCUUCAGUCCAGUCCAGAGUCUCAUUCCUCGCCAUAGCCAUGAUCACCUGAGUUCCAGAAACCUCCGGAGUUCCAGACGUUCUCUUUCCAGUCAGCACGAUCGUAGUUAGCAGUUCCAUCGCCCGGAGUGGCAAAAACAAUCUUUAUUUGCUUUCUAGUUAAUCUAGUUUGUUUUCUCUAAGUUGGAUCUUUCGCAUUUCCAGUAUUUUGCUUAUUUUGAAGUCUUGGUUGUGAUCCAAACGUUUUCUAAAUGCUAUGAAGUUGUUUCGU